Molecule: messenger RNA, 798 nt
Organism: Colletotrichum spaethianum
Lineage: Eukaryota; Fungi; Ascomycota; Sordariomycetes; Glomerellales; Glomerellaceae
Exons: 1
Coding region: 1-798 (265 amino acids)
Source: RefSeq, a predicted model, not a curated record
AUGGCCCUUGGUGCUUCAGAAAAAGCCAACAUAUUACCUCUUGCACCCGAAGGCACCAAGCCUGGCGCGGCGGCUCAGAUAACUUGGCGGACAUAUGUUAAUGCAACGGCGAAUGCACCACCGACUAUUAUUGUUAAUAUCGAUGGGGUCUCGAAGGUUCUCAAGCCUUGCGCGGCACCUGCACCGGAAGCCCCGAUCCCUUCUGCGCCCCUACCUUCUUUCGACAACGUCACCUUCCUCCGCUACAACGAUACCGAUGUCCAAGCCAACGGCGACACAGCCUAUCUCUUUGCCCCUGUCAAACCACCGCAAGGUGAUACGGUUCUUGUCAUCCAGGGCCGUUCGCCUAGGUCUCCAUUGGGUGACUCCCCCAGUGUGUGGCCAACAGAUGAUGCCGACGUGAGGUACUGGUCUCUCUGCAACUCGAUCAUGCAGGCCCCGUAUCCGGUAGUGGUCAAUAAGGCAGGAGACGUCGGUUGCCGCCACGACAGCCAAUUCCAGCUGGACGAACAGCACAAGUACCUCGCCAUCGUGGGUACUGAAGCGCAGCGAGAUGUAAUUCAGGGGAUACCAAACUCGACUUUCAUACCAUUUUCGGUUGAUUAUCCUGACACGAAUCACGGACUUAUCUUCCGCCAGAUGAUUACCGCCGAUGGCUUUUCCGAGGGUGUCAAAAGAGUACCCCCUGGGUCCUCUCUAGACGCGACAGUUGCCAUUAUGGGUGACUACUAUCCUCAUGCAUCGUUUUGUUCACUCAGUAGCCUUAAGGACAACGGUCCUCAAGCCUGUAGUUUAUAG